CCAUAUUCGCGGCACCGUCAGGGCGGGAAAGUUCCCGGCUGUCAGUUGGAGGGUGGGUCCUCGCUCCGCCCCCUCGGGCCGCACUUCCGCGCUUCCGGGAGGCGUGUCCUAAGCUCAGGGACCCCUCGCUGGGUGCCGGUUAAGACCCAGCUCCGCGUCGCCGGUGCUAUGGAGGCGGCGGCGGCGGCGGAGGCGGAGGCGGAAGUGGAAAACGAAGACGGCGACAGCAGCUGCGGGGAUGUAUGCUUCAUGGACAAAGGCUUGCAGAGCAUAUCAGAAUUAUCUUUAGAUUCAACUCUUCAUGCCGUCAAUCUUCAUUGCAAUAACAUCUCCAAGAUCGAAGCCAUUGAUCAUAUUUGGAAUUUACGACAUCUAGACCUGUCAUCUAAUCAAAUAAGUCGAAUUGAAGGGCUAAACACACUGACAAAACUUUGUACAUUAAAUUUGUCCUGCAAUUUGAUUACAAAAGUAGAAGGACUUGAAGAACUAAUUAAUCUGACUAGACUAAAUUUAUCAUACAACCACAUAAAUGAUCUUACUGGGUUGAUUCCCCUUCAUGGAAUUAAGCAUAAACUUAGGUAUAUUGAUCUACACAGUAAUCGUAUAGAUAGUAUCCAUCACUUACUUCAGUGUACAAUAGGAUUGCACUUCCUGACUAAUCUUAUUUUGGAGAAAGAUGGAGAUGAUAAUCCUGUCUGUCGACUACCAGGUACUUCUCUCAAUACAGUCACCCUCCCUUCAGAAUUGAAAGGGUACAGAGCAGUUAUUCUCCAGACUCUGCCACAGCUUAGAAUCUUAGAUUGCAAGAACAUAUUUGGUGAACCAGUAAAUUUGGCAGAAAUAAAUUCAUCACAGCUGCAGUGCCUAGAAGGUCUUUUGGAUAAUUUAGUUUCUUCUGAUUCUCCCCUAAAUAUAAGUGAAGAUGAGAUCGUUGAUAGUAUGCCAGUGAUAACAGCGCCCAUCGAUGAGUUAGUUCCCUUGGAACAGUUUGCAAGUCCACCAAGUGAUGCUGUGUUGACGUCUUUUAUGUCCGUGUGUCAGUCUUCUGAGCCAGAGAAAAGUAAUCAUGAAAGCGAUUUGCAGAAUGAGAUAAAACUUCAAAAAUUAGAUGAUCAAAUUUUACAACUUCUAAAUGAAACUUGUAAUUCAAUAGAUAAUGUUCCUGAGAAAGACCCCAGACCAAAAAGAGACACAGAUAUAACUUCUGAAAGUGACUAUGGAAACAGAAAAGAAUGCAAUAAAAAAGUUCCUCGAAGAUCAAAAAUCCCGUAUUAUGCCAAAACCAUUCAAACUAUUAAGCACCACAAUAAAAACUGCAACUCUUUUGUAAGUUGUAGUCGUAAAAUGAAACCACCUUACCUUAAAGAAUUAUAUGUAAGCUCAUCUUUAGCGAACUGUCCUAUGUUACAAGAAUCAGAAAAGCCAAAGACUGAAAUAAUUAAAGUAGACAAAAGUCACUCAGAAGACAACACUUACCAGUCCCUUGUUGAACAGCUAGACCAAGAGAGAGAGAAGAGAUGGAGAGCUGAGCAAGCCGAAAAUAAACUCAUGGAUUAUAUCGAUGAGCUGCAUAAACAUGCAAAUGAAAAAGAUGAUAUUCAUAGUCUGGCUUUACUUACCACAGAUAGGCUAAAGGAAAUUAUUUUUAGAGAGAGAAAUUCCAAAGGACAACUCGAAGUUAUGGUUCACAAACUUCAAAAUGAAAUUAAAAAACUGACUGUUGAACUAAUGAAAGCAAAAGAUCAACAAGAGGAUCACCUUAAACACUUAAGAACCCUGGAAAAAUCAUUAGAAAAAAUGGAGAGACAAAAAAGGCAGCAGCAGGCGGCACAGAUAAGACUGAUCCAAGAGGUGGAACUCAAAGCUUCAGCUGCUGAUAGAGAAAUAUACUUACUUAGAACUUCCCUUCAUCGAGAAAGAGAACAAGUGCAACAACUUCAUGAACUUCUUGCAUUGAAAGAACAGGAACACAGGAAGGAACUUGAAACAAGGGAGUUUUUUACUGAUACUGAGUUCCAGGAUGCCUUAGCUAAAGAAAUAGCCAAAGAAGAGAAAAAACAUGAGCAAGUGAUAAAAGAAUACCAAGAGAAAAUUGACGUGUUAAGCCAGCAGUAUAUGGAUUUAGAAAAUGAAUUCCGUAUUGCUUUAACUGUUGAAGCCAGAAGAUUUCAAGAUGUUAAAGAUGGUUUUGAAAAUGUUGCAACUGAGUUAGCAAAGAGCAAACACGCUCUUAUUUGGGCUCAACGAAAAGAAAAUGAGUCUUCCUCUUUAAUUAAAGAUCUGACCUGUAUGGUAAAGGAACAAAAAACAAAACUGGCAGAAGUUUCUAAAUUGAAACAAGAAACAGCAGCAAAUUUACAGAAUCAAAUCAACACCCUUGAAAUUUUAAUUGAAGAUGACAAGCAGAAGAGUAUUCAAAUAGAACUUCUCAAGCACGAAAAAGUCCAGCUUAUUUCUGAACUAGCAGCCAAGGAAUCACUAAUAUUUGGUUUAAGGACAGAAAGAAAAGUAUGGGGACAUGAGCUGGCACAACAGGGAUCUUCUCUAGCCCAAAAUCGUGGAAAAUUGGAGGCUCAAAUUGAAAGUUUAUCUAGAGAGAAUGAAUGUCUGCGAAAGACAAAUGAAAGUGAUAGUGAUGCAUUAAAAAUAAAGUGCAAAAUCAUAGAUGACCAAACUGAAACUAUUAGAAAAUUAAAAGAUUGUUUACAAGAAAAAGAUGAACACAUCAAAAGAUUACAAGAAAAGAUCACAGAAAUAGAAAAAUGCACUCAAGAACAACUUGAUGAAAAAUCUUCACAACUGGAUGAGGUACUUGAGAAGUUGGAAAGGCACAAUGAAAGAAAAGAAAAACUAAAACAACAAUUGAAAGGAAAGGAAGUAGAACUUGAAGAAAUUAGGAAAGCUUACAGUACACUGAAUCGGAAGUGGCAUGAUAAAGGAGAACUUCUAUGUCAUCUUGAAACACAAGUAAAAGAAGUGAAAGAAAAAUUUGAAAACAAGGAAAAGAAACUUAAAGCGGAAAGAGACAAAAGUAUUGAACUACAAAAGAAUGCAAUGGAAAAGCUUCAUAGUAUGGAUGAUGCCUUUAAAAAACAAGUUGAUGCAAUUGUCGAAGCUCAUCAAGCUGAAAUAGCACAGCUGGCAAAUGAAAAGCAGAAGUGUAUUGAUUCUGCAAAUUUAAAGGUCCAUCAAAUUGAAAAAGAAAUGCGUGAACUUUUGGAAGAAACGUGCAAGAACAAAAGAACAAUGGAAGCAAAAAUUAAGCAACUUGCUUUUGCUUUAAGUGAAAUUCAGCAAGAUAUGUGAUGGUUCUGAGAAUGAAUUUAAUUGAAAUGGACCAGCAGACCUAUUGUAAAAAUGAUUAAAUAUUGUAAUAGUAGUAACUGCUAUGACUUUGAAAUGUCUCUUUCUACACAUUUCAUUAUGAAUAUUUUUUAAAGACUUUUGAUCAAGUAUUUAUUAAUUGUAUAGGUUUUUUAUAAUAAAUUGUUGACAGUUUUGUCUAUUAGAAAAAAACUGUCAUAACUAGACUUAACAUUUUUCUUGUUUCUGUACUAUACGUUGUUUGGUAAUUACACAUUUGCCUACAAAUUUGUAAAUGAAAAGAUUAGUAUUUUGACUAUAUAAGGUAAAAUAUUUUAAUCGUUGUCUUAUUGUGAUGAUGAAGAACUAAUUAUAUUUAUUGUCAUUUAGUUGAUGUAGCUCAAUUCUUUUAAAGUGCUUAUGUUGCCAAAAAGCAUUUGAUCUGUAUGAUAAAAGAUGUGGAAUUCUUAAGAAAGUAUAUGUAGUCAUCUCCACAUCACUCAUUAUGACCCCUUUUUUUAUAAUGCAUAUAUCUUUUCAUUAAAGAUUACAUUUAAGGUUUUA
This is a messenger RNA of Piliocolobus tephrosceles (Ugandan red Colobus), 3867 nucleotides long. RefSeq names its product leucine rich repeat and coiled-coil centrosomal protein 1 (gene LRRCC1). The transcript has 20 exons. Gene Ontology annotation, cellular component: cytoplasm; centrosome. Gene Ontology annotation, molecular function: protein binding. NCBI's taxonomy places the organism in Eukaryota, Metazoa, Chordata, Mammalia, Primates, Cercopithecidae. The coding region runs from base 169 to 3306 and encodes 1045 amino acids. The record is from RefSeq and is a predicted model, not a curated record.